Molecule: messenger RNA, 729 nt
Organism: Mesocestoides corti
Lineage: Eukaryota; Metazoa; Platyhelminthes; Cestoda; Cyclophyllidea; Mesocestoididae
Source: the annotation of a GenBank genome assembly
AUGCAGGUUUAUGCCAAGAAACUGCCUCUCUCACCACCUACACACUCUAAGGCUCUCCGCACACCCACACACGCACACUACAUGCCGCCACCUACAGCACCUGCAACUAUAGCACUUACACAACCUGCUGCCUUGGCACAUGAAAACUAUCAGUACCAUCUACUCACCCUCGAUGCAGGGGUUCAUCCUCCUCCUCCCUCCCUCGCGCCCACUCCAUCUCCUUCUUCUUGCACCAGUUCAGUCCAGUCCACUGCAUUACGUUGCCCAAAGGAAGCCAAAGCAGUCGUCACUUGCACAUGGGAGCACUCACAAAGCCUCAAUGCUCUCCAGGAGGUGGUCGCUGUUGCCAAAAACAAAACCAGGGGCAAUACGUUAGACCGCACACCAACCACCAAGCUCAUUAACCUGCAACUACUAGUGGGGAUACGUCGUCUACGUCAUUAUGGCGCAGUAUCCACCACACCAACAGACGCUGUGUCCCUCGGUACCGAAAACGCACCUUUACCACGCCACGCCACGCCACGUCAUUCCACCAAGUCAUUGUGGAGUCCCGCCGAACCAGUCAUCCUCCCAAGCCACAACACGACCACCACCAUGUCAACUUCACGCAUGUCACACUGUUCAAUUCAGUCCGUGACGGAGAUCACGAAGGAGAAGUGGAAGAAGAAGACGCUGAAGAAGACACAGCAAACUCAUCCACCUAAACCACCUAAUCACAAUAUCAAAUAA